CGAAGCAUGGCGCGGGAGCUGAGCCAGGAGGCCGUUCUGGACUUCCUCUGGGAGGCCGGGGGCCGAGCCCCCAACACGGCGCUGCUUCGCCACUUCCAGCAUUUCCUCCGCGAUCCAGCCCUGACAGAGCCGCAGCAGCGGGAGCGCCGCGAAUACUUCAAGAGCCUCGUCAAUUCCCUGGCCACCGUCCACCCCGCCGCCGCGCCCGGCGCCUCCAAGGACAUCGUCCUCCGCCGCAGGUACCGAGACCUCCUCGAUGAGGAGCUGCCGCCGCCAGAGGAACAGCAGGAGGAGAAGAAGGAGCCGCCACCGCCCCGACGCGACCCCGACGGGAGGCGCUGCCCCCCGGGGGAGGCGGUGGAGAACAGGCACCUGGGCGGGGAGCAGCCCCAGAGAGCCGCCGUCGCGGGGGGCUGUUCCGCCCGGGGCCGCGGAGGACUCUGCUGCGAGUGUCGCCGAGCGCGCCGCGCUGCCGCCGCCGCUGCCCCGACGCGCCCCGGGCCGUCCCGCUCCCGUUCCCCUCCUCCCCCAGCACAGCCGCCCCCCUAUCGGACCCGGCCGCUGUCCUCGGGCCCCUGGGCGCUUCACCCCGACGGGCCCCCGCGCUGCCGGCCCCCGGCGCUGCCGACGGGUUCUGGGGCGCUGACCCCCGCCGGGCUGCCCCCAUACCAGACCCCACAGCGGCCCUCUGCCAGACCGUCCCGGUGCCAGUCCCCACCGUUGUCCCGGGGCCUGCCUCCCUCUGGGUCAGCCCCAUCCGGGUCCCUGCCACCACAACGCCCUGGAGGGUCUCUCCCAAGCCGAGCCCUGCCACUGCCGCCGGGUCACGGCGUGCUGCCCCCUGACAGACCACUGCCCCCUGACAGGCCACUGCCCCCUGACAGACCACUGCCCCCUGACAAACCACUGCCCCCUGACAGACCACUGCCCCCUGACAGGCCACUGCCCCCUGACAGGCCACUGCCCCCUGACAGACCACUGCCCCCUGACAGACCACUGCCCCCUGACAAACCACUGCCCCCUGACAGACCACUGCCCCCUGACAGGCCACUGCCCCCUGACAGGCCACUGCCCCCUGACAGGCCACUGCCCCCUGACAGGCCGUCUCAGCCCCCGCCUCCCCCGCAGCUCCCCACCGAAAUGCCCCUACUGAAGGCUCCGCCACCCUCAUCAAGCCCGGGGCGGCAGCCCUGCAGCAGACCGUCCCAGUCCCCCCUGCUGCCAUCGGGCCCUAGGGCGCUCUCUGCCACCGAGCUGGCCCUUCCCAGCUCCCCACAGCCUCCCCUCCCCGAGGCACUCCCAUCCCGGUCCCUGCCGCUGCUGUCCGCUCCAGGGGUGCUGCCCCUGUCCCGGUCCCUGCAGGCGCUCCCUGCCAGCACCUCCUCAACCCCACAGCAUCCAUCAGGCCCAAACGUGCUACCCUCCACCAGGCUGCCCCCGGCACAGUCCCGGUCCAUGCAGCAUCUCUUCACCAGUCCAGCCCCACUGAGGUCAUCCAGGGUGCUGGCCCCCAGUGGACCAACCCAACCUCAAACCCUGCUGCUGCACCCACAUCAAACCCUGAUACUGCCAUCAUGCCCUGGGGUGCUGCCCCCCACUAGGCCACCCCCAUCCCAGUCCCCACCACAGUGCUCCACCCAAACACCCCCUGCCAGGCCACCCCCGUCCCAGUCCUUAAUGAAAGCAGAGGGCCCUGCAGGGCCCCAAGCCCCAGAGAGCAACCCCCCAGCCCCACUACCUAUCUUCCGGAGCAUCAGGUGCCAGCUUGCUUUGUUGGAGGCGCAGGGCAGCCCUCCGUCGCUGCCAGAUGACUGCGGGCGGCAGCCCCGCACCUUGCCCUCCAAGAGCUCCCCUCGGCACGUCCCAGGCCGGGGGCUGCUGGUGCCGCUGGGGCAGCGGGAGCACGCCUGGCUGGUGGCGGUGUCAGCGGGGCGCUGGGCGCGGGUGCGGGGGCUCUUCCUGGAGGAGCCAGAGCUGGCCCUGCAGCGGGAUUUCAUGUCGGGCUUCACCAUCCUUCACUGGCUGGCCAAGCACGGCGACGGGCAGGGCCUGCAGGAGCUGGCAGCCGCGGCACAGCAGGCUGGGCUGGCCCUGGACGCGGACGCGCGGUCGGGCUGCGGGUACACGCCGCUACAUCUGGCUGCCAUACACGGGCAUCAGCUCGUCAUCAAGGUGCUGGUGCUGCAGCUGGGCUGCCAGGUGCAGCUGCGGGACAGCAGCGGGCGCAGGCCCUGGGAAUACCUGGGCAGCGCCACCUCGGGGGAGAUCUGGCAGCUCCUGGAGGCUCCCCGUGGCACAGUUAUGUUCCCCACUCAGCCCCUGGCCCGCAGCGUGUCCUCCGUCAGCAAGGCCUCGCUGCCUGCUGGCAGGGCAGCACUGCCUGCCUGCCUCAGGCCGCAGCACGGCCGCCGGGCAGCAUCCCACCGCACCGGCAGCGAGAGUGACUGAGAGACGGCUUCCUGGGAUCCCUGCCAGUGGAGAUGGGGCCUUGCUGGCCACCGUGCAAGGGGAAGCCAUGCAGACAGAAAAUGCUGUGAAACAGAC
This is a messenger RNA of Neopsephotus bourkii (Bourke's parrot), 2544 nucleotides long. RefSeq names its product sosondowah ankyrin repeat domain family member B (gene SOWAHB). Bases 7 to 2448 code for a protein of 813 amino acids. Lineage: Eukaryota; Metazoa; Chordata; Aves; Psittaciformes; Psittacidae. The record is from RefSeq and is a predicted model, not a curated record. The transcript has a single exon. Gene Ontology annotation, molecular function: protein binding.